GGGCCCCUCCCCUUUCCUUCCUCCUCGUCGUUCCUUCCCCGAAUUCCCCAGUCUCGCAACCUUGUCCAGCCAUGGCGACCGCGACGCGGAGGCUGCUCCCGGUGCUCCUCAAGACCCUAGCCCCCGCCGGCGCGCGGGGCCUCUCCACCGAGAAGGCCGUCGGCGCCGCCGCCGUCGUCGGCAGCCACACCGCCAAGUGGAUGCAGGACACGAGCAAGAAGUCACCAAUGGAACUGAUCAACGAAGUACCUCCAAUCAAGGUUGAUGGUCGCAUUGCUGUCUGUGAAGGGGCUGCUGAAGGUGUUGGCCUUGGCCACCCAAUUGAGUAUAUCUGCCUUGAUCUGGCGGCACCUAAUGUGUGCAAGUACUGCGGUCUCCGUUACGUUCAAGUUCACCAUCACUAAGUAGAGAAGAUACUCCCUUUUACAAUGCGGAAGUUUGGAGUUAUUGCAUCCACAUUUGUUUCGCAAUGUUCUGCUAGUAUACUCUGUACUGUGCUUGAUGUCAAUAUUACCUUCGAUGGUCGUCUUUUUCCCGGAUGACUUAUAAUAAUCCAAUGUUAACUGUGGAAUGGUUUUCUACUGUUGAAUUCUUUGCCAUUUUUUGAAUC
Panicum virgatum (switchgrass) is the source of this 610-nucleotide messenger RNA. RefSeq names its product NADH dehydrogenase [ubiquinone] iron-sulfur protein 6, mitochondrial-like. The transcript has 3 exons. The record is from RefSeq and is a predicted model, not a curated record. The coding region runs from base 72 to 404 and encodes 110 amino acids. Lineage: Eukaryota; Viridiplantae; Streptophyta; Magnoliopsida; Poales; Poaceae. Gene Ontology annotation, biological process: mitochondrial electron transport, NADH to ubiquinone.